UGUAAUGGUUUUCGCGGACUUGGCAACACUGAUGUGUCGGCCGCUUGGGGUAAACAUUCCGUUUCUAUGGCAACUGUGGAACUUCAACGAGACUAGCCGUUUGAUUACGUCAUAGAACAGGCUGCUUAUAAAGAGCUGCGCGCUCGCAGAAGUUCUGAAGUUCAGUGAUAAUCCGAGCCGAGGCGAAGAGUCACCGAGCAAAGAAUCUAAGCGAAGUCUACGAAUACUGAGUACAGUCCAGACUACAGAUGGUCCAUAUUUAGUGUUUAUGAAAACAUACAGUUUAUUCACACUGUCUGCAGUCUCACUCACAGUGUGUAUCAGAUACAGUUUGACAACAAUAUCUAACAGCUACUAAAUAGAGUACAUCAGAAAUCAUGUCCACAGACUCCACACAAAAGAGAGAUGUGCAGCUGAAGGCUAAUAUCAGCAGCACUGUCUCAGAGAAUGGAAAUGAUCAGAGUGGCAUGAAUAUUUCUCCUGCAACCAAUGAGAAGACCAGAUCAACAGUGAGGAAGAGCAACAAAACCUCUGCAUUCUUCCGAAGAACAUGGAAGGCUGUGAAAAAAUCCUUUCAGAAAAACAGAGUGGAUCCCUUUGGAGUCUCAGCACAGCCUGAUCCAGAGCCAUCGUGUGUCCCAGAUCCUGAAGCAGAAGAUACAGUGGACCUGGUUGAUGAAGAGCAAUUGUGUGCUGAAGGCCAAAGUGGUGCUAAACUUCAAGUGACAGCAGAAACUCCCAAAACUCAAGUGACAACAGACUCCACACAAAAGAGAGAUGUGCAGCUGAAGGCUGAUAUUAGCAGCACUGUCUCAGAGAAUGGAAAUGAUCAGCGUGGCAUGAAUAAUGAAAAGACCAAAUCAAAAGUGAUGAAGAGCAACAAAAUCUGUGCAUUCUUUCAAACAAGAUGGAAGUGUGUGAAAAAAUCCUUCCAGAAAAGCAGAGUGGAGCCUAUUGAGAUCCCAGCACAGCCUGAUCCAGAGCCAUCGUGUGUCCCAGAUCCUGAAGCAGAAGCUGGAGUAGAUCUGGUUGAUUCACAUCGUGUCCCAGAUCCUGAAGCAGAAGCUGAAGUAGAGCUGGUUGAUUCACAUCGUGUCCCAGAUCCUGAAGCAGAAGCUGAAGUAGAUCUGGUUGAUUCACAUCGUGUCCCAGAUCCUGAAGCAGAAGCUGGAGUAGAUCUGGUUGAUUCACAUCGUGUCCCAGAUCCUGAAGCAGAAGCUGAAGUAGAUCUGGUUGAUGCACAUCAGUUUUGUGUCGCAGGUCCAAAUGGUCCUGAACCUCAAGUGAAAACAGAAACUCAAGUGACAACAGAGUUGCCAAUGUUACAUAAUGUCCUUCUAAACAUUUUCCAACUGGAGCGUCGCAUGUGCAAAUGUAGAGUUAUGUGGACACCUAUCACUGAGGUCUGGCCCAGUGUCUUCAUGGGAAAUGAGGAGACAGCAAUGGACCGAGUCAAACUGAAGGAGAUGGGUAUUACUCACAUCCUGAACACUGCGGCAUACAAGGAAUAUCCAGAAGGAAAGAUCGAUACAAAAGCGGAAUAUUACCAAGAAAUGAACAUCACUUACUACGGCGUGCUUGUAACGGAUGAACACAGGUUUGACAUCAGCAAGGACUUAUUCCCAGCUUCAGAAUUCAUCCACAAGGUCCUGAGUAACACAGAAAAUAAGUUGUUAGUGCACUGCAUAGAUGGUGUCAGCCGCUCUGCCACAUUUUUUCUGGCGUACCUGAUGAUCCACCAUGAAAUGUUGUUGGAGGAUGCCAUCGACCACGUCAUAGACAAGAGAUGGAUCAGGCCAAACAGGGACUUCUUGAAGCAGCUGAUAACCCUCAAUUCAAACCUCGUAACACAGGGGAAACUACAGCUAAGAAAACCCAUAAACACAGAUAAAACAAAAAACGGAGAGGACGCAGUUGCGCCCCCUGUUCCAGAACCAUUGUGUGAGCCAGGUCCGAGCAAACCUAAACCAGAACCUCAAGUGACAAAAGAGCUUUCAGUAUUAGAAAGUCAUGUCUCUCUAAGUGUCCUUCAACUCCAGGAUCGCGUGGAUGAAUAUACACUGUACUGCACACCUGUCACUGAGGUCUGGCCCAAUGUCUUCAUUGGAAAUGAAGAGACGGCAAGAAACCGAGCCAAACUGAAAGGGAUGGGGAUUACUCACAUCCUGAAUGCUGCGGCAGUGGAGAAGAGCUUGAAGGUCUUGUCUGAAAUUCCAAGCAAGAAAAGCCUAAAAGGAAAGGUCAAUACAGGAGAGGCAUAUUACCAAGGCAGGAGCAUCAAUUACUAUGAUGUUCCUGCAGAAGACAAAUGCUCAUUUAACAUCAGCGAGUACUUCUUCCCAGCCGCACAGUUCAUCCACCAGGCCCUGAGUAACCCAGAGAAUAAGGUGUUGGUGCACUGCAAAAAGGGUCUCAGCCGCUCUGCCACACUUGUUCUGGCAUAUCUGAUGAUUUACCAUGACAUGAUGGUGGAGGAUGCCAUUGACCAUGUCAUGGAGGCGAGAGACAUCAGGCCCAACAUAGGCUUCUUGAAGCAACUGACAAUCCUCAAUUCAAACCUCAAAAGUCAGCGGAUACUACAGUUAAAAAAACAGAUCAAAGUUGAAAAAGAAACGGAUUAAAAAUACUUGAUGCAAAAUAAAAACAAAUAUGUAAAACAGUUUGUCUAAAUUUUAUUAAAUUGAGCAUUAUUUCUUAAGUCCUGUGGAGUAACAUCAUGUUAAUAAAGCAAUAGAAAUACACACGUAGUACAAACUAAAAAAAGUAAAGUAACACCUCGCCUGCACAAGAUGUAAGUGCCUCUUCAAAAGCACAUAGAACGAAUUACUUUCAGUCAUAGACAGUCAAAAUUUGACCU
This is a messenger RNA of Carassius auratus (goldfish), 2857 nucleotides long. RefSeq lists its product as uncharacterized. Gene Ontology annotation, molecular function: MAP kinase phosphatase activity; protein tyrosine/serine/threonine phosphatase activity. Gene Ontology annotation, biological process: protein dephosphorylation; negative regulation of MAPK cascade. Gene Ontology annotation, cellular component: cytoplasm. The transcript is spliced from 7 exons. NCBI's taxonomy places the organism in Eukaryota, Metazoa, Chordata, Actinopteri, Cypriniformes, Cyprinidae. The record is from RefSeq and is a predicted model, not a curated record. The coding region runs from base 378 to 2621 and encodes 747 amino acids.